CCUCCGCUGGACUCUGACAUUUUGGUAACCGAGCUGUCAUUUAUCUGACUGAUGGUUUCUGUCUGUGCCUCCGAGCCUCUUUGUUUGGAGAGGGUGUGGUUGGACUAUCUGGACCUGUAACUGGCCGGCGAUGUUAAAAAUGCGCACCAUUUUCACAGCAGACAAUAACAAAGGACUCAUUUAGCCUAUUUCUGUUUUCCUCGCUCAGCUGUAAUCAUCUGUUUGGAGGAAAACAGUGAGGAGAGGCUGUGCCCCGCCCUUUUUCCUCUGUUGUGUGGGGGAAAAGUGGCCAGUCUCUCGCUUUGCGCUCUUACAGCUACAGCUGCACACCCGGUGUAACGUUCACUGACCGCUCGGUGGAUGUUGAAGUUCAUUCGCUUUAAUUGGACAUUAUAAAGUUCAGCUGGGUACACGGACACAAGUCUUUAUCCGCCCCUUUCUGUGCUUCCGGCUUGCUUUGCUCUCUUACGUACUACCGUCGUGAUACGGGGUUUCCAUGGUUACAAAUAACAUUUAUUGGAUAUAGAAGAGCCCAACUUCCUUGACAGUUCCAGUAUCCGCCCACUGUCAACACAGAGAUCCGCCGGAGUCUCCACCUGAAUCCAGGAAAGCUCCUCAGACUGAAGGCGUCCAGGUGUUGCGCUACUACACUCUACUUGGACACGAAAAAAACCCAAAACAAAAAUAAACAAAAAACUGCGAGCCACACUAGACUUGAAGCUUUGUUUUUAGAAUUUUACUGCGUUUAAACUAUGCAGGGAAAAGGCACUUUUAUCAGCCCCUUUCACAGACCGCGGUGUCUGGCGGCAGCGGCGCCGGCUGGGAAAGCGAAAUUAACUCACCCGGGAAAAGCGAUUCUGGCAGGUGGAAUCGCAGGUGGCAUAGAGAUCUGCAUCACCUUUCCCACAGAGUAUGUCAAGACCCAGUUACAGCUGGAUGAGAAAGCUAAUCCACCAAAAUAUAGAGGAAUAGGUGACUGUGUGAAACAGACAGUACAGAGUCACGGUAUCAAAGGACUGUACAGAGGGCUCAGCUCUCUGCUGUAUGGAUCCAUACCCAAAUCUGCUGUCAGGUUUGGGGUGUUUGAGUUCCUCAGUAACCACGCCAAGGAUGAGUCCGGUCGACUGGACAGCACCAAAAGCCUGCUGUGUGGGCUUGGAGCUGGGGUCAUGGAGGCUGUUCUGGUGGUCUGCCCAAUGGAAACAGUCAAGGUUAAAUUCAUUCAUGACCAGACUUCAGCCAACCCCAAAUACAAGGGAUUCUUCCACGGAGUCAGAGAGAUAGUCAGGGCUCAAGGAUUAAGAGGGACAUAUCAGGGUCUAACUGCAACAGUCUUGAAGCAAGGCUCCAACCAGGCUAUUCGAUUUUUCGUGAUGACUUCUCUCAAGAACUGGUACAAAGGUGAUAACCCCAACAAAGCAAUAAAUCCACUGGUGACUGGACUCUUUGGAGCCAUAGCAGGAGCAGCCAGUGUAUUUGGAAACACUCCACUAGAUGUCAUCAAGACAAGGAUGCAGGGUCUAGAAGCACAUAAAUAUAAAAGCACGCUGGACUGUGCCAUGAAGAUCUUGAGAUAUGAAGGGUUGGCAGCGUUCUAUAAAGGAACAGUUCCCCGGCUUGGCCGUGUAUGUCUUGAUGUGGCCAUAGUUUUCAUCAUCUAUGAGGAGGUCGUAAAGGUUCUGAAUAUGGUCUGGAAGACAGAAUAGGUGGUUGGACAUAUGAAGAAGGUGGCAACUUCCUCCUUCACAAGCAUCAGACAUAGAUCUGACUUCAGCAGGCCUCUUUUGUGUCAUGAAACCAACAGCAGAAGGGGUGAAAAAGAGAGCUGAACUUAGAUUAGUGUUGUAUGCAGAGCAGGAAGUCAAUAUACUCGGAGACAAAAGAAGAAAAAGGGGGCCUGGCGUCACCUACACCUGGUGUAAGUGAUGCUCAGCAUCAACAUUCCCCGACAAGAUUGAAGAAAAAGAAAGAUAAAUUAUAAUUAAAUAAUAAUAAAAAAAGAAGCUUUAUCCUAAAGAUGCAUCACCAGUUUAUAAAUGUAUAUAAAAAUACUAUGGCAUGGCCAGCGGCAACAGCACCUUUAUUUUAAGUUAUCUGGUUUACUUCCUCUGUAAGCCUCUGUCAGGGAAGAGCAUUAUUUGUAGUCAUUCACAGCUGUUUUACUGCAAAUAUGCAGGUGUCAUGCUGGAUUUUCUUGAGUUUGCGUUGCUCUCGGUCUCUUCUAAAAGUCCAGAGGAGCCACAGAGCAACUGGUUGCAGUUUGCAGUCACACAAGCUGCAGCAACUUCCAUAGUUAGGCCUUAAAUAAAAUUGGUUUAUAACCUGCCAUGUAUUUUUAUACAGUGUAGAUUCAACUUAGUUUAUUAAUAACUUAAAGAAUGUUAUAUAUUUUAAUUCCUGUGCCAAAUGUCAAACCUAUUAUGUUAUGAAAUUCUGUUCAGGGUAAAGCAAAGUAACCUAAUUAUUUUAAGAAAAGAGUAAAUAUGAGUAUGUAUUGUGAGAUACAUAAUUUUUGAAAGUGAAAUAUUAAAUAGAGAAUUAAGAGAAUAUUUGCUGUUAAUCUGUGCCACUAUGUUGUUUUUUUUUUCUUAAUUGGGUGUAUAAUUUUUUUUUUUUUUUAAGAUUUUAGAAAAUUAUUUAAUUGCUUUGUAUAUCACUGUGAGUCUAAAAGACACAAUGAGUCAUUUAGAGUAAGUAACAUCAGGCCUCUCUUUUGCUUUUAGUGGAAACAACACCUCUCAUUGGGUCAUAUUUUACCAACCUGACUCCACCAAGUGCGGAUUUUUGUUCUGUUUACAUUAGAUACAGUUUUACUUAAACAAAAAUAUUUCUGCUAAAUGCACUGCUUGGCCCAAAAAAAAAAAAAAAAAAUUACAAACUCUAAUAUUUUAUUGAACCGCCUUUAGCUUUGAUAACAGCAUGCAAUCAUCAGUGCAUGGUUUUGAUAAGCUUAUCACAGCAUCUAUUUCUAUCUAGGGUUGGUUUAAUUUUUUUUUUGCCAGGAUCUCGUAUUGAUGAUAGCAGUUUCAGGCCACUGUGAACAUCACAAAGAUAUUCAAUGAGUCUGCAGCCAAUUCAUGUGUGAAAACGAUGAUUUGUGUUCCCUGACCUGCUCUUUCACAAUAUGAGACUGACAAAUCCUGGCAUUGUCAUCUUGGAAUCUGUCCGUGCUAUCAGGAAAGAAACAAACAUUACUGGAAAAACCUGGAGGAUGUUCAGGUCAUGUGCUGACCUCAUUAUUUGGGCAAGUAAUGCUGCUGAAACUCGGCCUGCUCAGAUCAUAACACUGCCCCCGUGCGAGGCAUUCGCCAUGAUGUAUGCAUCACUUCAUCCGCCUCUUUUCUUACCCCAGUGCACCAAUCACUCUGGAACGGGGACCUCAUCGGACAACAUGACUUUAUUUAUUUAUUUUUUACAAUGCUCCAGAGUCCAAUCUUUAUCCCCCUGAAGUGGCAUUAAAUCAAGUUCACGACCACAGGAUAUCACACGAUUCUUUAAGAAAGAGAAAUUACUCACUGCGUCAAUUAGGGUUCAACCUGUUGCCAUCUGAAACUUCACUAUCUGUCCAAUGGAAAGCUCCUAACUAUUUGCUUCAUUCCAGGUGGUGACUUUUUUUUCUGGGCAGUAUUUGUUUCUUCUACAAAUUGUUGGAUGAUUGUUGGAAAUCAGUUUCCAGCGUCAUUCUGUUUCAGUGCCAUGUUUCAUUCAAAGUUUAACUCCAUGUGCCUUUUGCGGAUGUGUUUAUUGGUGAAAACAUAUAAUUAUAAUGUAUUCAUAAAUACAUUAUUUAGUAUUUAUGAAAAUAUUAUUAUUAUUAUUAUUAUUAUUAUUAUUAUUAUUAUUAUUAUUAUUAUUAUUUAUGUAUUUUCUGCGCAACCAGACAAAGUACUCGUGUUCACCACUGCCAGACAACCGAGAGAACAUUAUACUGUGAUAAUAAAUCAGUGUAUUCCAA
Messenger RNA from Oreochromis niloticus (Nile tilapia), 3955 nucleotides. RefSeq names its product tricarboxylate transport protein, mitochondrial. Lineage: Eukaryota; Metazoa; Chordata; Actinopteri; Cichliformes; Cichlidae. Gene Ontology annotation, molecular function: citrate secondary active transmembrane transporter activity. The coding region runs from base 753 to 1706 and encodes 317 amino acids. The record is from RefSeq and is a predicted model, not a curated record. The transcript has 9 exons. Gene Ontology annotation, biological process: mitochondrial citrate transmembrane transport. Gene Ontology annotation, cellular component: mitochondrion.